UGCAGUAGUUUAUUCUGGUGGGUUUACAAUAUACCUGGCAUGACAUCAUGCCGGGUACACGUCAUACAGGUGGGUAGUGGUGGUGACCCACCUGAAAUGGUAAAAACAUUCAUAGCAGAUUUUCCUCAACAACUAGUUUACCUUCUGUUUGAGAAUAAAUGAGAUUUCUGAAUAAAUGACGACCAUCCUCUGUUCUACUGUGAGAUUAAGAUUAGGAGUGACAACUGCAACAAGGUUUAAUUCCCAUCCUUGAUCUUUUCAUUUUGGACUGCUGGUACUUCAUCAGCUGACAUUGCAGACAGGUGUGAAUAGGAGUUUGCGUCUAUCUGUGUUUGCCCUGUGUUGGCCUGGCAACGAGACCCAGGUGUUUCCCGGGUUUCUGGCCAGUGUGUGCUGGGAUAGGCAGGAGCCUUGAUAAGACUAAAGGUAAUGAAUGUAUCAACACAUUAAUAAUGAAAUAGGACACAAGACUGUUAUUAGUCAUUACCACUGGCUUUGUGUUGUAGGAGAGUGCUUGAAAAAGACUCCAGACCUUUCUAUAGCCAUGAUCAGUAGUGGAAGACUUAUUUUUACUAUGAUUUGUUGACCAUGAGAGCUUGCCCUCCAUCAGAGGAGGACUUCGUGGACCUCUUUCAGAAAAUAAAGUACUCCCUCAGUCUGCUGGACCGUCUCAAGUCAUCCAUCUCGCAACCCGACGCACCGGACCUGCUGCAUCACAUCUUUGUGCCUCUUAGAUUGUUGUUGAAAACCACCGGAGGGCCAGGUUUAGGUUUGUCAGUGGUUAGUCCUGCUAUGACCCGUGGUGCUGUUUCACUGCUCCAGGAGCACCUGACUAAAGAGGAGAAGGAACUCUGGACCUCAUUAGGGCCCAACUGGACUUCACCCUGUUCCCACCUUAACGUGUCUGUUCCUGCAUAUUCACCUGUCUUCCUGGAUGGAUGGCAGCCUCAGGCCUACGACUCAGCUGGCCAGCCUUUGGAAGAUCCCGUCGAGUUGCAGCACAAACAGGAUGCUUUCAGGGAAAGUAGGGAGGCACAAACUCUACAGGACCAAGCUCAACAAACAGCAGGCGGCCCGUGUGAAGGCACUCAGGAUGUAGACGGAAACGGGCUCCCACCUGAAGGUGAGAGGCUUUACUGCUGCAGUUAUGACUUUGUGGCUAGAAACAGCAGUGAACUCUCUGUGCUACAAGGAGAAACACUGGAGGUAAUUGAGUCAUCAAAGCGAUGGUGGAAGUGUCGGAAUCGCUUUGACCAGAUAGGAUUUGUUCCCUUUAACAUCCUGGAGCCUCUAUCUGCUCUGAAUAACACGGGGAGGGACAGCCCGGUGGUACGCAGAGUGUCAAAGACCCCUAUCUCCCGCCCGACAAAGUACUUCUCAUAUGCUCCAUCAAGCCCGAUUGGGACCAGUCCUACUGCUACAAGCCCAACAGUGCGACCUCAGAGCAUGGUUCUACCUUCCACAACAAUGGGGGAAGACGAUGACCGAGUCCUGAUAAUGAAUGAUGAGCUUCUUCAGCGGAUAGCUGGGAGAAGAGGCUCAGGCCGUCCGCUGGUGGUCCCCCGCACAGCUGACACUUCUGCUCCCCUGAACUACCACUCGCCACCUGCUGAGGUGGAGGCCUGGCUCAACACCAAGGGCUUUAGUCAGCAGACAAUUCAGAGUCUGGGCAUUUUAACUGGAGCGCAGCUAUUUUCCCUGAAUAAGGAGGAGCUCCGUGCAGUGUCACCAGAGGAAGGUGCAAGAGUUUACAGCCAGAUAAUGGUGCAGAAGGCCCUUCUGGAGGAUGUGCACAAAGCCACAGAAUUAGAGACGGUGAUGGAGAAGCAAAAGCUGAAGAUUGGUCUGAAGUCAGAGAAUGAUGUAUUUUAACUGAGCUCUCCACCCGCACUAACACUGAUGUGGCAUCAAAGAUCAAUGGACAUUAAUGUAGUGUCGCUAUUGUAGCUGGGGUCACGGAGGGAUGUUGAGGAUGGAGUUUAAUUUUACAUGUUGUAUCUCUUCUGUGCUAUAGAUUCAUCAACAAAGGCGAGCUGGUUUAAAAGUGAGACGCUCUUACUAAUACUCUUAUAUUGGAACAAUUUUUGAUUUCUAGAUGUUUUUUUAGGACAGAGGGCUUUAAACUUUGCCGGAAUUUACUGAGGUUAUUAUUUCCAUUAAUUUGUCAUCAUAUUUUUAACAAUUUAAAUAUUUCUAUUAUCAUUUGUCUAGAAACAUAAUAAACACAAAUGCCAAACAUUAAAAAUAAUCACAUAAUGAUGAUUAGUCCAAUGUGUUACUGUUGUAAAGCAAGUACUGUGACAAUAGGCUGAAACCGGUGUUUAGAGCUAUAAAGUCCAUGAAAUGUGCAUUAUGGUAAACGUGUCUAUGUCUACACAGAACAGUCAGCUGUCUGAUUGAUUCAGAAUUUUUAAUUGCUUGCACAUCAACCUGUAUUAAGACACCGUUGCUUGUUGCAGCCAGAUGCUGUUUUAGACCAAAUACACAUUAAACUGAUGUCAUAAAUAUA
This is a messenger RNA of Xiphias gladius (swordfish), 2509 nucleotides long. It is a transcript of the gene eps8l1a, whose product is annotated as eps8 like 1a. Gene Ontology annotation, molecular function: actin binding. Gene Ontology annotation, cellular component: ruffle membrane; plasma membrane; vesicle. The record is from RefSeq and is a predicted model, not a curated record. Gene Ontology annotation, biological process: positive regulation of ruffle assembly; Rho protein signal transduction; regulation of Rho protein signal transduction. The transcript has 11 exons. NCBI's taxonomy places the organism in Eukaryota, Metazoa, Chordata, Actinopteri, Istiophoriformes, Xiphiidae. The coding region runs from base 589 to 1872 and encodes 427 amino acids.